AUGACGGAGCUGGUGGCCACCAUAGUGGUUGGACCACUGCUCUCCAUCGUCAAGGACAAAGCGUCCAGCUACCACCUCGACAAGUACAAGGUGAUGAACGGCAUGGAGGAGCAGCACAAGAUCCUCAAGCGCAAACUGCCUGCCAUCCUGGACAUCAUCACCGACGCCGAGCAGACGGCAGCACACAGAGAAGGGGCGACGGCCUGGCUGGAAGAGGUAAAGACGGUGGCUUACCAGGCGAAUGAAGUCUUUGAUGAGUUCAAGUAUGAGGCGCUUCGUCGUGAGGCCAAAAAGGAGGGACACUACAACAAGCUUGGCUUCGAUGUGGACAUUGAGGUCCUUGUGGCUGAAAUGAAUGCAUUUGGCUUUAAAUACCAGCAACGGUCACCGUUAUCCACCAAGUUGCGGCAGACAGAUCAUGUUAUCUUUGAUCCAGAGAAAAUAACCAUCAGAUCCAGAGAGAAGGAUUACAAGAAUAUUAUCAAUAUACUUGUUGGGCAAGCUAACAAUGCAGAUCUCACAGUUGUUCCCAUCGUUGGAAUGGGGGGUCUGGGCAAGACUACGUUAGCACAACUUGUUUAUAAUGAACCUGAAAUUGAGAAGCAUUUUGAUGUGCUACUAUGGGUGUGUGUCUCUGAAUGCUUUGAUGCGGACUCUCUGGCUAGAAGUAUAGUUGAAGCAGCUCUUGAGAAGAAGGAUAAUGGUACAGAAGCAGCUCCCAGGAAGAAGAGGGAUGAUACAGAAGCAUCAACUGAUUCCAAGAAGAAGACACUGCUCGAUAGCCUUCAGCAUGUGGUAAGCGGUCAAAGGUACCUCCUUGUAUGGGAUGAUAUCUGGGCACGACAGGUUCACAUCUGGGAACAACUCAAGGCAUGUCUUCAACAUGGUGGCAUGGUGUCUGUAAUGGAGAAGGAGUGUGCCCUCGCAACUGAGGAAACCAGCAAGAUUGAAUGUGUUGUUGCAACUGAGGAACCAAGCCAGAGUGAGUGGCUUCCAAACACUGCCCGGCAUUUAUUUUUGUCAUGUGAGGAACCAGAAAGAAAAUUGAAUAGUUAUCUCGAGAAAAGCUCUCCAGUUAUCCAAACACUUCUAUGUGAUAGUUAUGUGGAAAGUUCGUUCCUGUAUCCAGCGAAAAGCAGCUCUUUGCAACAUCUAGCAAAAUGCAGCUCUUUGCAAGCAUUUCAGCUCUGUUCAUACAAAUCAUCAUUUCCGCUGAAGUCAAAGUAUCUACAUCACCUAAGGUACCUAGAUCUCUCAAGAAGUUAUAUCAAAGCACUUCCUGAAGAUAUGAGCAUUCUAUACAACCUGCAAACUUUGAACCUCUCUGGCUGCAAAUACCUUUGUGGGCUUCCAAGCCAAAUGAAGUAUAUGACUGCCCUCCGUCACCUUUUUACUCAUGGUUGCCCACAACUGAAGAGCAUGCCUAGAGACCUCAGAAAGCUCACAGCCCUACAAACACUAACAUGUUUUGUAGUAGUUAGUGGCUCUAAUUGCAGUAAUGUUGGAGAGCUCAGGAAUUUAAACCUUGGUGGUCAACUAGAGCUACAUCAUCUAGCGAACGUGACAGAAAAAGAUGCAAAAGCGGCAAAUCUCAUUAGGAAGAAUGAACUAAGGGAACUGACAUUAAGAUGGACAGUUGGACAGGAUCAUUUUUCUAGGGAAACUAGUCAUGAGGAUGAUGCAAGAGUGCUCGAGAAACUCAAACCUCAUAAUGGGCUGCGUGCUAUAAGGAUAUACUCCUAUCGAGCCACCACCUUUCCAACAGGGAUGGCUAUGUUGCAAAACAUUGUUGAGAUCCACGUCUGCCAUUGUAAAAAACUGCAAUGGUUGUUCAGCCGCAACAGUGAUACAUCCUUUGCAUUUCCAAAUCUGAAGGAGCUUACACUAGACAGCCUUGUCUCUUUGGAGAGAUGGUGGGAAAUAAAUAAUGAUGUGAUACAAAGAGAAGAAAUAAUGUUUCCUCGGCUCGAGAAGUUGUGUAUUAGUCAGUGUGAAAAGCUCACAGCAUUGCCAGGACAACCGACCUUCCCUAACCUCCAGAAUGCUUGCAUUGAAAGAUGUCCAGAGUACUUGACAACGAGAGUUAAAUCACCAAACCUCAGUGUAUUAACGAUGCAAGGACGUGAGAUACACGUGUUCCAGUGGGUAGCCAGGCAUAUGACUUCAUUGAUCAAUCUAGAACUGCAUAGCCUUGAAGACAGUACAGAAACAACCUCGGGGGCAGCUGAGCAUGGUUUGAGAGAAGUGUUAACGUUCGACGGGAAGAAAAACUGGAGGGGUCAAGAUUUUCCUCUGGCAGUUCUGGUGUUAGUAAAUUUUAGGUCAGGUGUAACAGAGCUGUGUGCAUGUUUUGUACACCUUCAAGGUCUGAGAAUUUGGGGUUGUGCGCUCGUCCACUGGCCAGCAAAAGAGUUCCAAGGAUUGGUAUUUUUGAGGAGGCUUCAGAUUGAAUGCUGCGAUGAUUUGACUGGAUAUGCACAAGCUUCUGCUGAGCUGUCAACAUCACCAGAAACGACUCUGCAGCUCCUGCCACGUCUAGAGUCUCUGGAGAUACGGAAGUGUGACAACUUGGUUGAGGUCUUCAACGUUCCUGCAUCUCAAAGGAGAAUGAUAAUUUGUGAUUGCAGUAAGCUUGAGUCCCCAUUUGGCAGGAGGCUACAGCAGGGCCAGUCAGCACCGUCCAUUCAUCAAGGAUCAUCUAGUGUACUGGAGAAAUUAAGAAUAGAGAGUUGCCAUGGCUUAACAGGAGUUCUCCAUCUUCCCCAGUCCCUCAAGGAUCUAGAAAUUAGCUACUGUGUUGGGUUGACAUCUUUGGGAUCUUGCUCGGGAGAGCUCCCAUCGUUGGAGCGCCUCUAUCUUGCGAGUUGCAAUAUUGUGUCAUCCCUACCGGAUGGGCCGCAAGCAUACUCAUCUCUCCAAGAGCUUGUCAUUGUCCACUGCCCUGCUAUGAAGACGCUCCCUGCAAGCCUGCAGCAACAGCUGUGCAGCCUCCAGAGGGAACAUGUAGAUGCCCAUUAUUAUGGAAAGCCUAUGCUGCUGAAAUCGAAGACAUGGAAAUAUGUCUGCAAAGGUUGA
Molecule: messenger RNA, 3075 nt
Organism: Triticum aestivum (bread wheat)
Lineage: Eukaryota; Viridiplantae; Streptophyta; Magnoliopsida; Poales; Poaceae
Product: disease resistance protein RGA2-like
Exons: 5
Coding region: 1-3075 (1024 amino acids)
Molecular function (GO): ADP binding
Source: RefSeq, a predicted model, not a curated record